AUUUCGAGAAUUUGUCAAAUUCAAGAAACGCGUGGUUGUUGAAGAAAACGUUUACGAAAAUUUUAUUUUAUUUUACUGCCCUCAGUGAAGCACCUAGCCGAGAGGUUGCAUUAAAAGUUAUAUUUUUGAUUUAAUAAUACAACUUUCCCCAAAAAAAAAAAACCUAUUUAAAAUGACUGAAGAAGUUAACCCCAAAGCAUUCCCGCUCGCCGAUGCUCAAUUGACCACCAAAAUUAUGAAUCUGCUCCAGCAGGCUCUGAAUUACAAUCAACUUCGUAAAGGAGCCAACGAAGCUACCAAAACUCUGAAUCGUGGUCUAGCUGAUAUCAUUGUCAUGGCUGCUGACGCUGAGCCAAUUGAAAUUCUAUUGCAUUUGCCAUUGUUGUGCGAGGACAAGAACGUUCCUUAUGUGUUCGUUCGCUCAAAGCAAGCUCUGGGUCGGGCUUGUGGUGUAUCGAGACCAAUUGUUUCGUGUUCGGUUACAACAAACGAAGGUUCUCAGUUGAAAUCGCAAAUCACUUCAAUUCAACAAGAAAUCGAAAGGCUUUUAGUUUAAGAAGGUUUAAGAUAAAAUGUACAAAUUUAUACUUUGAGUUAAAACCAAAAAUUAUGAUGGUUUUUUUUUAUUUUUUUAAAAAUAAAACAAUGAAAUGAA
Molecule: messenger RNA, 655 nt
Organism: Episyrphus balteatus (marmalade hoverfly)
Lineage: Eukaryota; Metazoa; Arthropoda; Insecta; Diptera; Syrphidae
Gene: hoip
Product: NHP2-like protein 1 homolog
Exons: 2
Coding region: 173-556 (127 amino acids)
Biological process (GO): maturation of SSU-rRNA; mRNA splicing, via spliceosome; ribosome biogenesis
Cellular component (GO): precatalytic spliceosome; nucleolus; small-subunit processome
Molecular function (GO): RNA binding
Source: RefSeq, a predicted model, not a curated record